This is a messenger RNA of Pogona vitticeps (central bearded dragon), 1314 nucleotides long. It is a transcript of the gene MRPS34, whose product is annotated as mitochondrial ribosomal protein S34. Gene Ontology annotation, molecular function: structural constituent of ribosome. Gene Ontology annotation, cellular component: mitochondrion. The record is from RefSeq and is a predicted model, not a curated record. NCBI's taxonomy places the organism in Eukaryota, Metazoa, Chordata, Lepidosauria, Squamata, Agamidae.
CGGACAGGGAGCGGAAGUGUUGCAUGCCGGAUGAUUUCCUCGACGGACCGCCCUUGAAAGAAAGCCGGCCUGGUUUUUGUCCGGAACGGAGAGACUGGCAGCGUUGCCGGCAGGACGAUUUCUGGCGUAGGACCGCCCUGGUUUCUAAGCCCGUGCGAGCGCGGCAGUGAAGUCCGAAAGGAGGUCGGUCGAGGGAGGCGGCGGGCGAGGGCGAGCGUUCCUCAGGCAGCCAUGGGUCGUCGCAGUAAAGUUUAUCGGCCAAUUGCAGAGAUGGCCAAGAAGAUCCGUGAAGCUCGUGCUCUGCAGAAUCAGCCUCGAGAUGCCCAGCGCUUUGCCCUGGACUACGAGACAAUGACCCGUCCCUUUACGGGCAAGCGGUUGCCUGCCCUGGCGUGGGAAGAUGUGAGGAAUGAAAAGCGACUCUUCACUCUGCUCUGUCGGCUGAAGCACUUUGGCAUUGGGCGAAUGGUCACACGAAAAUCCUGGCUAUGGAAGCACAGUGAGCCUUGUUACUGGACCGUCACCAGAGUGGAAGUGGAUUAUACCGCUGAGAAUAUGGAUCAUGGAAAAGCGUGGGGAUACUUGACAUUCAAAGGCGAAUCAGAUAACGAGGUGAGAGAAAUAGAGAGGGUCAUGUAUCAUGACUGGCGUGUAGUACCAAAGCAUGAAGAGGAGGAGUUUAAGAAAUUUACACCAGUGGAGAAAGAAACUGUCCGUUAUGUCCCCUACCCACCGUUGCUACGGGCUAUGAUUCUUGCAGAGAGGCAGAAGGAAGGUAAACCAAAUACAGAAGAGCCCAUGCUUGAUCUGGAGCAAGUAUUGUUGUUUCCAAACAAGAACUUAAAAAACCCUAAGAAGCAAGUUGAAGGGACACCAGUGUGAAGAGCUUAAGAUCCUGCUUGGUUUUUUUUACACAUGUUUCUUAUACUCCAGAAAACUACACAUGGAGUCCAGAGGAUGGAAAAUGAGAAAUCUCUGAAUUCAGAAAAAAAACUUCAGUAUCUUAAUUGCCCUCUGGACUGCUAUUCACAUAUGGUGUGUUGACCAUAUAUGGGCUGAUUUUCAUAUCUUAAAUGCCUCAAUAUUAAGCAUGUGUACUUCAAACUGUGGUUAGUUCGUUUCAGCAGGCUGCUUCUAGGGAAAGAUAAUUCGUUUCACACCAGCAGUUAUUAAAUUCAAAGGCACAUUGUGUUUUCCCCCCAGCAUCGUAUCAGUUAACAGUUUUGCAACUGCUAGCCAAGUUAAAAUUAAAUUUUUGUCUGCCUUUCAUAUAGGAGUGGGUGUUUUUUUUUUUAAAUUUUGUUUGCCUUUAGU